ACAGAGGGGGUAGCCAGACUCCUCUCCUCUCUCCUCCAUUCUGUCUCAGAGGUGGAUUCCAUGCAAUCGGAUUUUCUUCAUUAAUCGGCUAUUUUCAUUCACAUGGCAAGCGCGCAGGGAGUAUUUUAAGGGUAGGAGAUCCCUCUUGGUGGCGACAUUACAGGAGAUGGAGAGAGCCUUUGGUCAGCCUCAUCAGCUACUGUAAGGCACAUCAAGAUUGAGCCAGUCAGUACCAUGGACCUUUAGGAGCAGUAAUGGCAACUUGCUGUACUUCUCGCUCUGAUUGGAUAGACUUGUAGCAUGCGUUCCCUACGUAAGACUUUGCUGUUAGCUCUGGUAGCAUCAGUGGUGCUGGUUUUGGCAGUGCUACAUUCUUGGCCCACUCGGGUCUACAGCACUGUGGAUGUCCGGUACAGACCAGGUCCUGGAGCUGAGCGGAUGUUGGAGGAGAGACUUCCUGAACUAGAUCCCAGCACUAGCACCAUCCCUUACCGAGUGAGGGAGAGUGUGGCCAGGCUUUUGGCUCGCAAUGGCUGUGUUUGUGAAGGAGACAGCAGAGGGGUCAACCUGCCCUUUGCUCAGCUGUUGUUCCCUAGAGUGUCUGCCCAUCCGCUGCACACUGCCUUCCAGGCCUCCCAGCUCCAUGAGAUGAAGAAACGGCGUGCCAAAGAGUAUCAGAGCUUUCAGAUGAGGUCACAGACCCCUUCUGAUCUGCUGAUUGUAGCUGAAGCUAACAAUCCUCUGCAGUAUCCAACCCAGGGUGUGGAGGUGCGGCCUCUUAAAACAAUCCUUAUACCAGGUUUGGCCUUAAAAGAGCUGCCACAAGAUGAAUAUACUCUGAACUUUUCAGCAUCUUUGGGUACAUUUAAUGUGGCAGCAGAGGUGGAGGGGGUAAAGGUCACGGGUGAUGGUGAGAUGCACAUGACCCUGAGCAGCAGCCUUUUGUCCAGUCUGAAUCGACAGCUCCAGUUUAUCACAUAUACUAACACAUUGUUCCACCCCAGCACAGCUGACACAGUGCAGUUAGACACAGAAGGACAUCAAGCUCUGUUUACCGUCAAGAUCCGUCAUGGAGUUACACCCAAACUCUACAACACAGGCUCUGAUGCAGAUCAAGAGUAUAACAUCAGUGCUCUUGUGACCAUAGCAACUAAAACCUUCCUGCGCUAUGACAAGCUCCAAGAUUUAAUUGACAGCAUACGCCAGUACUAUCCAACAGUUACAAUAGUGAUAGCAGAUGACAGUGAGCACCCGAAAACAGUAUCAGGCCCAUAUAUUGAACAUUACAUCAUGCCCUUCGGAAAGGGCUGGUUUGCUGGUCGUAAUCUGGCCGUGUCACAGGUCACCACCAAAUAUGUGCUAUGGGUGGAUGAUGACUUUAUUUUUACUACCAACACAAAGCUGGAGAAGCUGGUGGAUGUGCUGGAGAAAACCACACUUGACCUGGUUGGAGGAGCAGUGCGUGAAGCUACAGGCUACACUGCUACCUACAGGCAGACUAUCUCAAUUGAAGCUGGAGAGGAAGAUGGGGACUGUCUGCACAUGCGGCGAGGCUUCCAUCACAUCAUCCAGGGCUUUCCUCACUGUGUUGUCACUGAUGGAGUCAUCAAUUUCUUUCUUGCCAGGACAGAUAAAGUGCAGCAGGUGGGCUUUGACCCCCGGCUUGCCCGUGUUGCACAUUUGGAGUUUUUUAUAGAUGGACUCGGCUCCCUGCAUGUUGGGUCAUGUGAUGAUGUCAUUGUGAACCACGCUACCAAAAUCAAGCUGCCAUGGGGACAGUCAGAAAGUGACAAAACUUACGCAAAGUUCCGCUACCCUCCUGCUUCAUCUGAUGCGACACACACCAAAAAUGGCCUCUUGUACUUCAAAAACCGCUUCCAGUGUCUAACACACAACUGAACACACCCUGACUAUGCCUUCUUAUCUUUCUCUCAUCCCCCCUUAAUUGAAUACUCUCUCCCCGAGUAGCUAAAGGGACCUCUGAAGACACUGGAAGUGUGCUGUGUAUGUACUGUAUUUGGUCCAAUGUGAGUAUGGGGGAGUUCAAACAAGUCUGUUCUUUUGGAAAUGGUCAUAAUGUGAUCACACAUGACUGACGGAUGAGAUGCACAGUCAUGGCUGGUUAAUAUUUUUUUGAUACCUGAAGAUGUUGUAUUUUUGUGUCUCCUUUCUUUAGCUUUAUUUUUGUUCACAAGAAUUCUUUAGAUGCUGAUCAAACCAUUCUGUAAAUUAUGCACAGCCUUCUUUUUCUCCUUAGCCAAUUGUGUUUCAGUAUCACAUUUAAAGGGAUAAUGAGGGGAAAAAAGUAUUCUGUCAUCAUCUACUCAUGUGGAUGUUGUUUAAAAUGCAUAUAACCCAGUGAGCUGCAUAGAUAAAGGUAAUUUGUAGGGGGUCACAGACAGA
Messenger RNA from Carassius carassius (crucian carp), 2403 nucleotides. RefSeq names its product beta-1,4 N-acetylgalactosaminyltransferase 1-like. Gene Ontology annotation, molecular function: hexosyltransferase activity. Gene Ontology annotation, biological process: ganglioside biosynthetic process. Lineage: Eukaryota; Metazoa; Chordata; Actinopteri; Cypriniformes; Cyprinidae. Gene Ontology annotation, cellular component: Golgi membrane. Bases 301 to 1899 code for a protein of 532 amino acids. The record is from RefSeq and is a predicted model, not a curated record. The transcript has 12 exons.